Molecule: messenger RNA, 3318 nt
Organism: Choloepus didactylus (southern two-toed sloth)
Lineage: Eukaryota; Metazoa; Chordata; Mammalia; Pilosa; Megalonychidae
Product: F-box/WD repeat-containing protein 11-like
Exons: 1
Coding region: 409-1527 (372 amino acids)
Molecular function (GO): protein binding
Source: RefSeq, a predicted model, not a curated record
AUGGAGCCCGACUCGGUGAUUGAGGACAAGACCAUCGAGCUCAUGAUAAGUAAUGGAACAUCAUCUGUGAUCGUCUCCAGAAAGAGGCCAUCAGAAGGAAACUAUCAAAAAGAAAAAGACUUGUGUAUUAAAUAUUUUGACCAGUGGUCUGAAUCAGAUCAAGUGGAAUUUGUGGAACAUCUUAUUUCACGAAUGUGUCACUAUCAGCAUGGACAUAUUAACUCUUACCUGAAGCCCAUGUUGCAGCGGGACUCUAUUACCGCUUUACCAGAGCAAGGCUUAGAUCACAUAGCAGAAAACAUUCUUUCCUACCUGGAUGCCAGGUCUCUGUGUGCAGCAGAGCUGGUUUGUAAAGAAUGGCAACGAGUGAUCUCAGAAGGAAUGCUUUGGAAGAAGCUGAUUGAAUGAAUGGUACGCACAGAUCCUCUAUGGAAGGGACUUUCAGAAAGAAGAGGGUGGGAUCAGUACCUGUUUAAAAACAGACCCACAGAUGGCCCUCCCAAUUCAUUUUAUAGGUCAUUAUACCCAAAGAUUAUCCAGGAUAUAGAGACUAUAGAAUCUAACUGGCGGUGUGGACGACACAACUUACAGAGGAUUCAGUGCCGCUCUGAAAAUAGUAAAGGUGUCUACUGUUUACAGUAUGAUGAUGAAAAAAUUAUCAGUGGCCUACGAGAUAAUUCUAUUAAGAUUUGGGAUAAAACCAGCUUGGAAUGUUUGAAAGUGUUAACGGGACACACAGGCUCUGUCCUUUGUCUCCAGUAUGACGAACGUGUCAUUGUAACCGGCUCUUCAGACUCUACAGUGAGAGUCUGGGAUGUGAACACAGGCGAAGUUCUGAAUACACUGAUCCACCACAAUGAGGCUGUAUUGCACUUACGCUUCAGCAAUGGACUCAUGGUGACCUGUUCCAAGGACCGCUCCAUCGCCGUGUGGGACAUGGCUUCUGCCACCGAUAUCACUUUACGCCGUGUCCUGGUUGGCCACCGUGCUGCUGUCAAUGUGGUAGACUUUGACGAUAAGUACAUCGUGUCUGCCUCUGGUGACAGAACCAUCAAAGUGUGGAGCACGAGUACCUGUGAAUUUGUUCGUACUCUGAAUGGGCACAAGCGAGGCAUUGCCUGUCUGCAGUACAGGGAUCGGCUCGUUGUUAGUGGAUCAUCAGAUAAUACCAUUAGGCUAUGGGAUAUCGAAUGUGGUGCCUGUUUAAGAGUCUUAGAGGGACAUGAAGAAUUGGUCCGCUGCAUCCGGUUUGAUAACAAGAGGAUUGUCAGUGGGGCCUAUGAUGGGAAAAUUAAAGUUUGGGACUUGCAAGCCGCUCUUGACCCCCGCGCACCAGCAAGCACUUUGUGUUUGCGCACAUUGGUGGAGCAUUCUGGUCGUGUGUUUCGGCUUCAGUUUGAUGAGUUUCAAAUCAUCAGCAGCUCCCAUGAUGACACUAUUUUGAUUUGGGAUUUCUUAAAUGUGCCUCCCAGUGCCCAGAAUGAGACACGCUCUCCCUCCAGAACAUACACUUACAUCUCCAGAUAACAGUCUGCACUUUUACCCACUUCAGGGUUUCCUAGUCUUGAACUACUGGCUACAUGGCUACCAAAUGCCUAAGGGAGUUCAUUCACAGCUGAGUUAAGAAGCUGGAAUUGGUUCUAGAUGCUGGGUAGAUGCAAAGCAGCCUAACUCUUCAGCACCGACAUUUCUCACCUCUGAUUCCCGGCCUCUACUUUGAGAAGGAUACCUUAGCUUCACUGACUUCAAGUAGAACAGAAGCCCACUUUCCUCCCCCAUCAGUGAAAAAAAAUCUAAUGCUUCAAAUGUAAAUUGUUCAUAUAAAAGGAACGUACAGUCUUGUUUUACGGAAGUAAAUCAACUGUCAAGAGAAGACUUGGCCUCUAAUUUAUAUUGCUUUGCACUUUGGUCUGAUAUUAAGGAACAGCAUUCUUCUUCAGUGAAAUUUUGGGUGCCAAUCACCUACCCAGAAUGUCCAGGGCUUUCCUUUUCAGCAAUCGGCGUUCUCCUUUUGACCGUCCAAGUCAUUAUGAAUUCUGACUUGUGUUAGGAGCAUGUUGGACAACAGAAAAAUCUCUCUGGAUUGUUUUAGAAAUAUUUUUUGGAGUAUACUUCCUUUCUGUACCAAUUUCUUUUAAUUUAAAGAACGAUAAAUCAGGUUAUAUUAUCUCCCAUCAGGUAAUAUAGCUCUUUUAUUAACUGUUCUCUGUACCCCAACCAUCUCCUGAUACUUGGUAGAAUAACACCUUUACAUGUGUGCUUGCCGCCUAAUUUAAGAUACUGUAUCCACAUGUAGAUAAAAUGUACAUAACAGUUCAACCUCCAGGUUGCCAGGUCAGGCCUGUGCCUGAGACACUAAUAGGGAGUGUGUUCGUACUUGGCCUUGGGCUGGGCUCAGUGACCUGAUGCCGGGGCUGAUAUGGAUCACCUAGGACCCUUCCUGCAGUAUUCAUAUGGUGUUUUUAUUUUGUUGUUGUCGUGUGUGUGUGUGUGUGUGUACACGUGUUUUUAACGAGAAUCUUAUUUUUAAAUGCAAUUUCUGAAAUUUAACACAAAAUGUUUUAUUUGUUGUGCAGUAUAUAAAUAGAGAGGUACCUUAAAACUUUUUGUUGUUCUCUUCCUCAGAAGUACUCCCGAGUACCAGUGGUCACUUCCCAUAGUAUUCAUUUGGCCUUACUGUCAAAAAUUGUAUUCCACGCAUUAGUAACCCUGGGAGGGGAAGAACAGGCCCUGUUGACUGGGUUUUCCUACCCCUAGAACUCACAGGCUGAGGCUCCAUAGAUAAGCAGAGCCUCCCUGAGUGUCCACGCCUGUCUUCUAGGUCAGUCUGUUGAGAGGCUGACAUGAGGGGCAGGGUACUUCAAAGUGCGACAAAGCCUCAGGCUUGCGGGUCCCAGCCAGCUCAUCGCUGGUGUCCCCUGCUGCUGUGGCUGAUGGGUGCUCAGAGCUCCCGAGUGCACCACAGCUCCAGGGUGCGAACAGCCCGGCAUCCUGAAUGGGCACUGUGAGGACACUGACAUCCAGUCUGCACUCCUUUCUCCUUGUUUGAUACUAGGUUUUGAUUUGUUCCUUGCCAUUGUUUCCAAAGAUCAAGGAAUAUCAAUAACAUGUUAAAGGACCAAUGAACAACCUCCUACUUAUGAACCUCUACCCGGGGAAACACGCUUGCAGUCCUACAGGGAAGGUCACUGGGCUCAGUUUUGUCCUUUGCGUUGAGAACGGUGUGGGGAUCAAUGUGUGUGUAUGUGAUUUGUUUAUUGAGGUUAGUUUUGCUUUUUAGGUUUUUUUUUCCUUUUUUUUUUUAAUACAUCCUUUCCU